Messenger RNA from Rubroshorea leprosula, 1337 nucleotides. Lineage: Eukaryota; Viridiplantae; Streptophyta; Magnoliopsida; Malvales; Dipterocarpaceae. The record is from the annotation of a GenBank genome assembly.
GCAGAUCUGAGACCGCAAGUGCUUCCGCGAAAGCAGGUUCGCGGAGUGCACAUGCUGGUCGCAGAACAAACAGAGCUUCGCCGAGUCAGCCCUACAGAAGAGAACCGCAAUCUGGUCCUUACAGAAAAUUUUGUUUAUCGAGCGUCCACUCCAGAUCUGGGUUUGCAGAAGAAAGGGGAAGGAAAGGAAGCCGCACCUAGGUUCGAACGAACCCAGGAGGACGCCUGGCUUCCUGGGUUCGAACAAACCCAAGCAGCGUCGUUCGAACCCAAGAGGACGCUUGGAAUGAACCCAGGCAUCCUGGGUUCUUUCGAACCCAAGAGGACGCUUGGGUUCCACGCCUGGGUUCGUUCGAACCCAAGCGGCGUCCUAGAUUCGAAAGAACCAGUAAGCGUUGGGUUCCAAGGGGCUGAAAUAGAAAAUCAGAAUGAGAAUUAUGGCAGUAAUAGCGCAAAUGCCACAUCUAGUUCUAGUGGGGGGCAAGGGCCUGAUCGAAGUAACCUUAAUCACCUUGUUAGAUUUAAACCAAGUGGUGGGAAUGGUUUUGGUGGUGUUGCAAGCUUAAAGGCAAAUAGGAAUAGCAACGUUUCUUCUUCCCAAAGUGAACUAGGAAAUAAGAAAGGGAUGAAGGAUAUUGAGAGAUUCAAAAGAUAUUUAUCAAAGGCAGCUCAAGAAAAGAAUGAGCAAUUGGAGCUUGACAUCAACCUUAAAGAUAAAUUAGAAAUCAUGAAAAAUGAUGCUCAAUUUUAUGAUGUUCUUUCAUAUUGGAGGCUCAAGAGUGGGAGAUUUCCUAUUCUUGCAGCAAUGGCAUGAGAUAUUUUAGAUAUUCCAAUUUCAACAGUGGCAUCUAAAUUAGCUUUCAGCACAAGUGGUCAUGUGUUAGAUCACUUUAGGAGUUCUUUAACUCCUAAGAUGGCACAAGCUCUAGUAUGCGCACAAGAUUGGCUUAAGCAAAAAAAGAAAACAUUCAAUGUUACUCUUAAUUGUGAGGAUUUAGAUGAAUUAGAGGAAGUAAAAGCAGAAUAUAGGAAGAAGUUACGUCCAUCACUUUUAGAUGGCUGAUAUUUGUUGCUGUGCAUGUGAAGUUUUGGAUUUGUUUUUUGGGUUGCUUAUUGAUGCAAAUGUUGUUGGUUGUUGCUAUAAAUACUGCUUUCAAAUUUGUUUUUUGGGUUGCUUGUUGCUACUAAUGUUGUUGGCUAUUACUAUUUAGGUUGCUUGUUGCUACAAACUUGCAAAUGUUGCUGGAUGUUAGUAUAAAUACUACUUUCGGAUUUGUUUUUUGGGUUACUUGUUGCUGCAAAUGCUGCCCAUUGUUGCUAUAAAUAUUGCUGUUACUU